Cryptococcus wingfieldii CBS 7118 is the source of this 1197-nucleotide messenger RNA. RefSeq lists its product as hypothetical. The coding region runs from base 1 to 1197 and encodes 398 amino acids. The transcript has a single exon. Lineage: Eukaryota; Fungi; Basidiomycota; Tremellomycetes; Tremellales; Cryptococcaceae. The record is from RefSeq and is a predicted model, not a curated record.
AUGUCAUCGACGGCUACUGUUCCCUCUCGACGUUCCGUCACGGAGAUGCCAACAAGAGGCGAUUUGUCUGAAUUCAUCUCUGCUCAUGGGGAACGACUUGUAGCGUCACAUGUCAAACAAUCUCAGCAGAAAGGGCUUCUGCGAAUAACCCCUAUGGAAAAGACAGACGAAGAUGGAAGAAUACAACGGACUUUCAAACUCCAGGGAUCUGCAGAAGUGUUAUCGGUCAUGAGUGCGCUGGAUGGGAUUGGCAUGGCGGCCAAGAAGCACAGGCAAGAUUGGAUCAACACUGUCCGUUCCUACAAUGAAUCUCAAGCCCAUCUCGAGUCUGCGUUGCAAGAGGCCGGUGUCGAUGAGAAACGCAGAGACGCAUUGCUGGACAACAUUGGCUACAGCGUACUGCAUCCUAUGGACGCCGGUGUUGAAGCAGUCAAAAAGCUCAUUUCCACUCGCUGUACAUCCGAAUCAGGGUCCAGAGCUAGCGAGUUUUUGUCGAAUCUGCAAUCGUUCAUGGGUAAAGGCAGUCGUAUUCUGACACAUUCAAUGGUCAUAACAGGACGAACGGACCCUGGGGAGAUCCUGACCGGGGCAUCGAAGAUCACUAAGGCCAAGGCCAGUGUCCGGAAUUCCAAGGGGAGUCAAGCAAGAGCGAUUGGGCUGUACAGAACCAACGACGACCAUACCGAAUCUAGUACUGUGAAGAAGUAUAGCCGGAUGCCCAGUAUGGGCUUCGUCCUCCAGCAGCGCACUGCACCUCUCUCGAAAGCUGCUAAAUCUGCUCUGGGAUACUGGCCUUCCUCUUCUUCAGCAUGUAGGUCGUCCAAGGUGCCCUCUGACGCUCCAUACUACCCCUCAGCGCCAUCAAUCUCCGGAAGUAACGGCGGUGGUCUCGGAUACAGUCCCUCGGCCCCUUCGCUCAAUGCUGUCGCGACCACCGGUCAGGCUACUCCUCUAGACUACUAUCCUUCUGCCCCUUCAAUCCGCAGGCCUUCGCCCGAUUGCUUCUCAGAGGAGCUGAAUAAGGGUAUCAGUCCUUCGACUGCCAGCGAUGGGUCUUGGGACACCGUUUCGGAAGCCCCCAGUAGUCCUGCUUUGACGGAAGUGUGGAUGGGAAAGGCCGAAGGUGUGGUGUCAUCAGCAACAAAUGGGCCGGUCAUUGAAGACGGUUCAUGGCAUCCGGCCUGGAGGCCCGAGUGA